CAAUCUACCAACUACAGCACAAUGAUGCUCUACAGCUAUGACCAUUGCGAGGAUCUGGACAAGCAUUUCGAUCCACCAGAGCUGGACUGGAGUGACAUCAGCAUGAUUGACUGGAGAUACCAGCUCAUGGACAUGAUCACGACCUACCUCCAGCACCUGGACCAGCACCUCGACGUAUCUCUCGAGAG
Molecule: messenger RNA, 188 nt
Organism: Prorocentrum cordatum
Lineage: Eukaryota; Dinophyceae; Prorocentrales; Prorocentraceae
Source: the annotation of a GenBank genome assembly